Molecule: messenger RNA, 1811 nt
Organism: Carcharodon carcharias (great white shark)
Lineage: Eukaryota; Metazoa; Chordata; Chondrichthyes; Lamniformes; Lamnidae
Gene: polr2g
Product: RNA polymerase II subunit G
Exons: 8
Coding region: 123-641 (172 amino acids)
Biological process (GO): transcription initiation at RNA polymerase II promoter; positive regulation of nuclear-transcribed mRNA poly(A) tail shortening; positive regulation of translational initiation
Cellular component (GO): RNA polymerase II, core complex; P-body
Molecular function (GO): translation initiation factor binding; single-stranded DNA binding; single-stranded RNA binding
Source: RefSeq, a predicted model, not a curated record
CAGGCCUUCUCUGCAGCCGGCCUAGUGGUGGUCGGACGGUCGGUUUUUGCUUUUCCUGGACGGGAGCAGCUUAUAUUUUUCCCCCCUCUGCCAAAACAAGAAAAUUUCGGUUCAUUGCGACCAUGUUUUAUCAUAUUUCUUUGGAACACGAGAUCCUGCUGCAUCCUCGAUAUUUUGGUCCUAACCUGCUCAACACGGUCAAGCAGAAGCUCUUCACCGAGGUCGAGGGAACCUGCACUGGAAAGUAUGGUUUUGUGAUUGCCGUCACCACCAUAGACAACAUUGGAGCGGGAGUCAUUCAGCCAGGGCGGGGGUUUGUACUCUACCCUGUCAAGUACAAGGCCAUAGUCUUCCGGCCGUUUAAAGGGGAGGUGGUCGAUGCUGUGGUCACUCAGGUCAACAAGGUUGGACUUUUCACAGAAAUCGGGCCCAUGUCCUGCUUCAUCUCCAGACAUUCAAUUCCAUCCGAAAUGGAGUUUGAUCCCAAUUCCAACCCUCCGUGUUACAAGACCAGUGACGAGGACAUCGUUAUCCAACAGGAUGAUGAAAUUCGACUGAAGGUCGUAGGAACCAGAGUAGAUAAAAACGACAUAUUUGCCAUUGGCUCGCUGAUGGAUGACUACUUGGGACUUGUGAGCUAAAGUGGCCGGUGACCCUCCAAAGCUGGUGUGGGGGUCGGCGGUGGGGGCGGGCAGACACCACCCGAAGAUCACCCCUUCCCUCCCUGAUGCAAUACCCCCGUCCCCGCCUCUCAAAACCCGUUCGACAUCGCUGGGAUUGAAGCGACGCCGGCGAGACGAUGGCAUGGUUUGGUGUCGCAGGAUGCACUUGCAGCAGGAACCUCCUGCCCUUCUGAACGGAUCAGCUCCCAAGCUGAGUUCGACACAGUGAUCUGGCUCUCCUUUGGCAGCAGGCACUUGCCCGUACUGUCUCAUUUCUCUCCACACCCCCCCCCAACACACAUACACACACACACACACUCAUCUCUCUUUUGAUAGUGACUUGGCAGAACGACAAAAAUGACACCUACAGUAAAAGCAAAACGCUGCAGAUGCUGGAAACCUGAAGUAAAAGCAGAAAAUGCUGGGAAAAUGCGGCAGAUCUGUGGAGAGAGAAAGAGAGCUGAUGUUUUAAGCCUGUGUGACUUCUUCAGAGCGAGACAUUCUACUGCAGAAGGAGCAGCAGCUCUGAAGAAGAGUCAUACGGACUCGAAGCGUAAGCUCUUGUCUCUCUCUCUCUCUCUCUCUCUCCACAGACACUGCCAGGCCUGCUGAGUUUUUCCAGCAUUUCCUGUCUUUAUUAGAAACGACCCCUAGACCUGCCUGAUUUACCGCCCCGUUGUGACUUCACACGCGUUACAGCGACACUCGUUCCGCAUCUCGGCGCACUGGACCCCAAGCCAGGGGUGCAAAACCUGCCCUCUGCUUCAGACCCAGCAGCGCACGGCAAGGACAUUCCAGCCACCCCCCUCUUCCAGUGCCCCAACGGCAGCAUCCAGUCAAUCGCUGUUUGAGCCCAGGACCUGUAGAAUUUACCGUGGCGAGCGGCAGCUGGUUUUUCUGCCCGGCUGCCCGGACACACCCCAGUUUCGGCAAGAAUUGCAACGACUUCUGCUCGUCGGCACAUCCGGGAUGUAGGGUGAAGUCUGACGUCAUGUUCCUGAAUACAGGAGAUUUGUGAUCCCCAUGUGUGAAAAAAUAUUCUACAUCUGUCCUUCCUGUGACUGAAUAUUUUGUAUUUUAUUUUUCUUGUUUUGUAUGUAAUCAUGUGACAAGGUAAUCCAAUAAAAGAAAUAUCGGUUAAUCCGGAAA